Messenger RNA from Aspergillus saccharolyticus JOP 1030-1, 2064 nucleotides. It is a transcript of the gene znfA, whose product is annotated as putative C2H2 finger domain protein. The coding region runs from base 1 to 2064 and encodes 687 amino acids. The transcript has 2 exons. NCBI's taxonomy places the organism in Eukaryota, Fungi, Ascomycota, Eurotiomycetes, Eurotiales, Aspergillaceae. The record is from RefSeq and is a predicted model, not a curated record.
AUGGACUUGCCUCGAAUCUCACUUCCUUCGAUUAAUAUAUAUGACUUCAAGGAUAGUGAGCUUCGAAAUUCGACUCCGACUCCCAAACCGGUAGGAAUGAUGCCUGGAGGCUCGUAUCCAUCACAUGGGCCGUGGCCUAUACCCAACAAUCCGACGACGAAUUUUGCCCCUCCGCCACUGCCGCCGCCGCCCCGCAUUAGUGACCUCGAGGACGGUUACGACGCUGGCUGGCUGCACGCGAAUGCCAGAGGGACGACAAAACUCGCCCCCAUCAAUCCGAGCUCAAGCCUGUUUGGUGGCCACCGCCGCCCUGUCCCCGUGUCACUCAGUGAUCGAAUGGCACUUGACGACCUAGACGGCCGACAGAGCGGCCCCCCCAUUUCCCGGAGUCCCGAAGCGCAUAUUCGAAUCGAACCGCCGCCGCCCAUGGACGAGGGAUUCCGAAAUGCAAUCUCUAUCAAAAGCCCCAGCCCGAUCUUGAAAGGGGAGCGGGACUUUUCGCGACGAAGUGUCAAAGAUUCAUCAGACGCGUAUGACCAGCACCUGUUGUCGAAAAUUGGAAAACCACUCUCCCCACGCCAGUCGAUUAGCGGUGGAAGCGAAUCUCGAGGCACUCUGUCAACACUCACCAUUCCCACGCGGAACUAUGGCGGCCUCCCUUCUCCAGGCGGCUCGGAUAGCUCGAAUCUCGAUGUAAGAUGGGGCAGUUAUCAAUCGGGCGGCGUGUCGCCAGGUACUAAGGCAGGGUGGAGGGAUUACAUUGGGGGCCGAAGCCCCAGUGUUGAGAGUAGCGCUCCGUCAUCCGCGGUGGAUUUGGAUCAUUCAGGCUACCUACGGGAGGUAUACCGCCGGCGCGGUGGAACGACGCCUCAAUACGACGAGACUAUCAGUCUUCCCAGCCGCUCGCAUCGCGGCAGUUACGAUCAUGGCGUCUUCUCAGAUAUCGAAGGUGAUUUUCCCACCGACGAAUCGCUACCGUCUCGCAUGGUUUAUUUGCGCGAAGCCACGCCGCCCUACUCAGACGCGAAGUCUUCAGGCCUGAAGAGAAGAGCAUCGUCCCCUCCUCGCGAGCAGCCGACGGGCGACGAUCGACACCGCCUCCAUAUCAUCACCAGCAACGGGGAUCUCACCCAACGGAGAACCAGUGGUCAGCCAUACACGAACAACCUAACAAUCAACCCUAAUUAUGCUGCCAGUCACGGGAGCCAUUCAGCGGCUUCAUCAUUGAGCCUUCGGACCACUGGAUCUUACUCGUCGGCCGGACUCUCUGUGGGAGGAAGUAGUAUCACCAGCUACGAUCGCCCGUCACCUGGAGGGCUUUCACCCAACUCUGACCUCGAUACCUUUCACGAUAAGUCGAUCUUGAACUCAACCUCUCCCGCUCAAAUGGUCGCCCCGCCAGUCGCACGAGUAAUGCAGGCACCUAGCAUAAUUGAACCGUCGAGCGUCGAAACGGCGCGCAAGAUGUCUCUGCAAACCACGACCCCGAAGCCUACAGGGCCUAAGCUUGGUGGAUUGUACAUAUGCGAUUGCUGUCCCAAAAAACCAAAGAAAUUCGACAGCCCCGACGAGCUCCGUGCACAUGAGAUGGAGAAACAAUAUUCCUGCCUCUAUUGCAAUAAUAGGUUCAAGAACAAGAACGAGGCCGAACGCCAUCAGAACUCGCUCCAUUUGCGACGGCAUUCUUGGUCGUGCGCUGCGUUAUCGAGUUAUCAAGCGGCAUUCCAUCCUUCGUCGAGCUCGGGGCCAACCGGCGCCGGCUCCUCCCAUGACACCUGCGGUUAUUGCGGUGAGGAGUUCCCCAAUCAUCCUCAGCCGGAUUGGGACCGUAGAUUCGAGCAUCUCACUGUCGUACAUAAAUUUGGCGAAUGCAACAAUGCGAAGAAGUUCUUCCGUGCGGACCACUUCCGCCAGCACCUGAAGCACAGUCAUGCCGGUACGAGUGGCAAGUGGACCAAUAUUUUGGAAAAUGCAUGCAUGAAGGAGGAAGCCCCGCCCGAGCCGAAGAACGGAGGUAUAUCGCUUGCCUCGAAUAAGAUCAACGAGGUUCUCAGCGGUUGCUGA